AUGUCGUCUCGCGGCUCUCAUACGAUAACAACAACAGAACAAGCACAAGCACAAUGUCGUGCCAUUAUACUGAAAUUAAAGCUACCGCCAACAAAUUCAGCAGAAAAUGAAGCACAACGCAUGGUUAAUGAUUUACAACGACGUGUUAAUAAUAGAUUCGACACGCUUGUGAAAAAAUUUGUAAUUGAUGACAAUGAACAAAUGAAUGCUGCAUUGUUAGAGAAGCUAAAAAAAGUAAAAGAUCCGAAUACAUUUCUGGAAGCAGUUUUAACACACCUAUACGGUAAAGCAGCUAAAGAAGAAGAGAAUGCAGUCUCUCCUCACGUUAAUAACGAAGAGAAGCAUGAAGUUGAUACUAUGGUUGAAAAAGUAUACGCAAAUGAGAAAAAAAUAUGAUUUUACAAUUAGUAUUUGACUAUUUAUAUUUCAUUUAUUGUUUCUGUUUCCUUCUUUUUUUCUGACAUAUUAUAAAAAUAUUCUAAAACUUUGACUCAUGUUCAUUUUUUAAUAAACAAGAAAAUUAAAAGAAAAUCAGUCGAAAAACAAAUCGAUUAAUAUAUCAAGGAUGUAGGUGUGUGUCUAGGGUGUGGCGGGUACGAACUACUAUGAUUCGGAUUUCGAUUUCUACUCAACGAAGCUCAUCAGAUAGCUUGAUUUUCGGAUACUUCGUAGAUGAAGUAAACCUUUUUGUCUGUCAUCUAAUUAACGGAAGUCAAGUAGAAAACUAGAAAAUCUGCUCUGUUGUGUUCAAACUCGAAAGUUCUAGUCACAGUGCCAGACUGCUCGAUGUGGUGAGUACGAGCAGCCAUGAUCCGAAUGAAAAAAAAAGUCACCUAAAACAUAGCAACAUUAAAUAAUGCUGAUUAUCAGUGCAAUCUGCGAGAAAGUGAAUGUAAAUGGAGAAAUAAAUAAAUGGAACACGAAGAUUCGCACAAGAUGGUAUUGAAAAAAAGAAACUGUUUCAGAUUGAUACGAUACGGAGUAGUUUGCUUAUGUAACUACUUAUUCGCAUUAAAAUGAAGAUGAUUUGUGUUAAUGUAAAGAAGCGAUUAAACUGAACUGGAGGAAAGCCCAAUUUGAAGGGAGUUUCGUUUAAAUAGAGUAAUUAAUGUGGGGUGUGGGUGAGAAAAAAAUAAACACCUACACUUAUACCCACAUCCACACCCUAACUCCUUCAAAAUGUUAUACGAUUAUGGGUGUGGGUGUGGGUGUGGGUGUGAGUGUGUGGGUGUAGGCCAAAUCAAAACCCACACCCACACCCCACACCCACACCCACACCAACACCACAUCCACACCCACACCCACCCACACUCACACUCACACCCACACCCACACCCACACCCC
Messenger RNA from Rotaria sp. Silwood1, 1344 nucleotides. Lineage: Eukaryota; Metazoa; Rotifera; Eurotatoria; Philodinida; Philodinidae. The record is from the annotation of a GenBank genome assembly.